Messenger RNA from Sclerotinia sclerotiorum 1980 UF-70, 966 nucleotides. RefSeq lists its product as hypothetical. The record is from RefSeq and is a predicted model, not a curated record. NCBI's taxonomy places the organism in Eukaryota, Fungi, Ascomycota, Leotiomycetes, Helotiales, Sclerotiniaceae. Bases 1 to 966 code for a protein of 321 amino acids. Gene Ontology annotation, biological process: carbohydrate metabolic process. The transcript has 4 exons. Gene Ontology annotation, molecular function: arabinan endo-1,5-alpha-L-arabinosidase activity.
AUGUUUUCUCGUCUCUUCCUCCCUUUUCUAGGACUCCUCCUAAGCCUCGUCUCUGCAUAUUCUAAUCCAGGCGCCUGUUCUGGUAACUGUUAUGCACAUGAUCCUGCCUUGAUCCAACGUUCAAGUGACGGCACGUGGUUUAAAUUCAAUACUGGGAAUGGUAUUGGGAUAUGGAAGGCUACUGCUCUAGCUGGUCCAUGGACGUAUGUUGGUGAUGCUUUGACUAAAGGGAGUAGUAUUAAUUUGUCUGGGAAUACUGAUCUCUGGGCACCGGAUGUUCAUCUUGUAGGAUCAACUUACUACAUGUACUACGCGGUUUCUACCUUUGGUACACAAAACUCAGCAAUCGGAGUUGCAACCUCCGCGACCAUGGAAGUAGGUUCAUGGACUGAUCACGGUGCUACUGGUGUUGCAUCCUCAACUGGCAGCGCAUACAAUUCCAUUGAUCCCAAUCUCAUCCAGGUCGGCAGCGCCUACUACCUAAACUUCGGCUCCUUCUGGUCCGACAUCUACCAAGUAGGCAUGGCAUCGACACCCAGCAAAGCCGGCGGUUCCCCCUCCUACCAACUCGCCUUCAACGCUAGCGGUACCCAUUCCCUCGAAGGUUCCUACAUGUUUUACUAUUCAGGCUACUAUUAUCUCCUCAUCUCCUCCGGAAUCUGCUGUAAUUAUGAUAAGACGAAGCCGGCGCAAGGCGCGGAAUAUAAGAUUAUUAUGGGUAGAAGUAAGAGUGCGACGGGGAGUUUUGUAGAUCAGAGUGGGAAGGCUUUGACGGCGGGUGGGGGGACGACUUUAUUGGCUAGUCAUGGGAAUGUUUAUGGACCUGGUGGACAGGGCGUCUAUCUCUCAUCCUCAGGACCAAUUCUCUACUACCACUACGCAAACCCUACCAUCGGUCUCGGAGAUGGAAGUUAUCAAUUCGGAUAUAAUUAUCUUACAUUUAGCAACGGAUGGCCCGUUGUUUAA